CCUCUUCCCAACAUGGCGGCCUCAGCUAAGAAGAAGAACAAGAAGGGGAAGACCCUGACUCUGACAGACUUUCUGGCCGAGGAUGGUGGUGGUGGCGGUGGUGGUGGUGGCGGCGGUGGUGGUGGCCCCACCUAUAUUCCAAAACCAGUCAGCUGGGCAGAUGAGACAGACGACCUGGAAGGAGAUGUUUCCACCACCUGGCAUAGCAACGAUGAUGACAUGUACCGAGCCCCUCCGAUUGACCGUUCCAUCCUGCCCACUGCACCCCGGGCAGCUCGGGAGCCCAAUAUUGACAGAAGCCGUCUCCCAAAAUCACCCCCCUACACUGCCUUUCUGGGAAACUUGCCCUAUGAUGUAACAGAAGAUUCUAUCAAGGAGUUUUUCAGAGGACUUAAUAUAAGUGCUGUUCGUUUACCACGAGAGCCUAGUAACCCAGAGAGGUUGAAAGGAUUUGGAUAUGCUGAGUUCGAAGACCUGGACUCCUUGCUCCGUGCUUUGAGCCUCAAUGAAGAGUCUUUAGGGAAUAGGAGAAUACGAGUGGAUGUGGCCGAUCAAGCUCAGGAUAAAGACAGGGACGACCGCUCUUUCGGUAGAGAUCGUGAUCGCAACCGGGAUUCGGAAAGAUUCGAGACUGACUGGAGGGCUCGUCCUGCUACAGAAAGCUUUGAUGACUACCCUCCCCGCAGGAGCGAGGAUAGCUUCGGAGAUAGAUAUCGGGACCGUGAUCGUUACGAUUCGGACCGGUAUCGCGAUGGUCCCCGAAGAGAGAUGGGCAGUUUUGGGGGCAGAGAUCGUUACGAUUCGGACCGUAGAGACUACGAUAGGGGAGGUUUCGACUCAAGGUCAGGCAGUGGCAGGAGAGCCUUUGGCAGUGGAUACCGUCGAGAUGAUGAUUUCAGGGGCGGUGGCGACCGCUACGAGGAUCGUUACGAAAGGAGAGAUGACCGGAUGGAUAGGUGGAGCGCACCACGGGAUGAUUAUUACAGGGAUGACAGCCGGCGGGAUGAUAGAGGUUCCACUCAGAGGCCUAAAUUGAACCUGAAGCCCAGGAGCACCCCCAAGGAGGAAGAUACAUCCGUCGCUCCUGCGACCCAGUCUAGCCGUGCAGCCUCCAUCUUUGGAGGGGCCAAGCCUGUGGACACAGCGGCGAGAGAGCGCGAAGUUGAGGAGAGGCUACAGAAGGAGCAGGAGAAGCUGCAGCGUCAGCUGGAGGACGAUAAGCCCAGGCUAGAGCGACGACCCCGGGAGCGGCACCCUAGCUGGCGUAGCGAAGAGAAUCAAGAGCGAUCGCGGACAGGGAGCGAGUCGUCGCAGACUGGCAGCACAACCCCGUCUGUGGGAACAGGCCCGACAGGAAGAACCUCACGAAGGAGGGAGAGCGAGAAAUCCUUGGAGAACGAAAGUGUCAGCAAAGAGGAGGAAGGCCUGUCUCCCACCUCCAAGAGUCCCCGGGAGGAGAAGCUCCCCCUGAAGGUGAUGCCGGCUCCUCCGCCAAAAGAGAAUGCUUGGGUGAAACGCAGCAGCAACUCGCACCCGGCACGCUCCCAAAGCUCAGACUCGGACCAGCAUUCCCCUACCAGUGGAAGCCAGACUGCGCCAUCCCUACAGUCAGAAGAUGGAGUACCCCCCAUGAACACCCCAAGGAAAGGAGAUGAAAACAGGCCCGACGGGGGGAAAGAGAGCGGUCCGAAGAGCCGAAGUGAAAGCUCUGGCCGUGGUCCCGGAGAUGGAGGCAGCAGAGACCAUUGGCAAGAUUCGGAUAGGAAAGAAAGCAAGGAUCACGACUCCGGAUCUCCGUCUGAGCCAAAGAUGUUUGAAGAGAACCCUGUCCCUAAAUUUAGCCAUGCUAGCAAGUAUGCUGCUUUGUCAGUGGAUGGCGACGACGAAACCGAGGGAGACGAAUACGCCGACUAAAUUCUCCAGUCCCUCUAUUGCCGUCUCCUAACCGGUUGCCACCCAGGAACAUUCGGAGAGCAAAACCAAACCUUUAUUCAGACAAGACAGAAAAAAAACAAAAAACAAAAUAAAAGCCUACAAGUCAACAUCUCCUGGGAGAGACUUUUCUUAAAAACCUUUCUUUUAAAAAACAAAAAGGAAUCAAAAAAUUGUUAAGUUUCUCUUGCAUGCUGCUGCAGCCUUUAAAGUAUUGAACUAACUGGAGAAAUCCCUGCAAAACAAAAGGAAAAGUGUAGCAAGAGAGGAAAAAA
This is a messenger RNA of Gekko japonicus, 2207 nucleotides long. RefSeq names its product eukaryotic translation initiation factor 4B (gene EIF4B). The transcript has 15 exons. The record is from RefSeq and is a predicted model, not a curated record. Gene Ontology annotation, molecular function: RNA binding. NCBI's taxonomy places the organism in Eukaryota, Metazoa, Chordata, Lepidosauria, Squamata, Gekkonidae. Bases 13 to 1914 code for a protein of 633 amino acids.